CUACUACCGCCACGAUCGAACCAGACUUGAACCUCUCAUUUGGCUAACCUUUCAUGAUUUCUUCAACGACCAACGCACCACUGGAAGCUUACUCUUCCAUUCUCUUGAUGGUCCCAUUUUCUGACAUCUUCCAGGGGGGCCAUCAGUAAAUGCAGGGUCUCACAGCACUAAACCGGGACCACCAGCAUUGGCAUCGACAAUUGAUAUCACCGGCAAUACCCACCGUCGUCGUCGGAUAUAUUUGCGUCUGCUCAAAAUCUCCCGAUAGCUCCGAUAUUAUUACUGAUUCUCGUGAUAUCAGAAACGAUGGGGUCAGGGAGGCGGUCCAUGAUUAAUAUUCCAUUAUAAUAGGAACGCUUCACAAGGCGUUCCUUGUUCGUUUCACCACCAUCAUCUCCCUCCGGCGCUACCGGUAUCUACGAGGCCCGUCGCGACUGCGACCGUUCACUGCGCGUAUUGUUGUAAAUAUUUCCCCUCGAUAUGUCUGACGCCAGCUCUUCCACAACGGCCUUACCGGCUUUGGAUAAUACGAUGGGCAUGUUGUAUUUGAGUGCCCUAUUUGCUAUGGGUCUUUGGGGCGCUGGAACGGUCCAGAUGUAUUUCUAUUACACUACGUAUCCUCAAGACUCGCGAUGGCUAAAGUAUCUAGUCGCUGUGACCUGGUGUGCGGACACUGCAAAUCAAGGGCUCAUCAGCCAAUUGGUGUACACAUACCUCGUCACAAACUUCGCAAAUCCUGCCUAUUUAUCUGCUUUACAACCCACACUCCUUCCAAUGAUGUUCUUAACCGGCAUAAUCGCCUUACUUGCCCAAACCUUUUUCUGCUGGCGUAUUUGGCGUCUCAGCAAUGCGAACAUCUGGUUGACCGGGGCCACUUAUAUUGUGUGCUUUGCUUCUUUUGUUUCGACGAUGGUCUUCUAUGGAAUAGCGGCCGACUAUAAUGAGUUUGCGCAGUUGAUACCAUUGCAUCCUUAUAUGCAUGCCCUCAACGUCCUGAGCGCUGCGUCGGAUGUUAUAAUAGCGAUGGUGCUAGUCUUCCUCCUGCGUAAACAAAGAACUGGAUAUCGCAAGACCAACACCAUGAUCAAUCGCCUCAGCCUCUUUGCUCUCAAUACGGGUGCCAUUUGUGGGUUAUGCGCAAUCCUCACGCUCGUAUUCAACAUUGUAUACCCGGAUACUUAUAUCUAUAUGUUGUUCUAUAUUAUUGUAUGCAGAGUAUACAUGAACUCCCUCCUUGCGACAUUGAACUCCCGGGAAACGAUCCGUGCAAUUGGCAAUGCGACUAUCAUCAACUCCAUGCCUAAUUUCUCAAAUCAAGAGUCCAUCAGUCUGUCUUUCGUCGGCGGAAAUGGCCAUCCGGAAUUGGGACUGGAGUCUUCCGGAACUACGGAAAAUUACCGAGAUUCCAAAAUGGCAGGAGUACGUCUGGUCGCUUUCGCUCAUCACGUUCAGGGUCCUCACGGUUUGCGGUCUCCUUAGUCUCGCACUAACGGUGUUCUUCCGGAGUCAAAAAUGACGAUGGUGAGUCAUUCGUUUCAGAUUCAUUCGCUGUAUGCAUACGAGGUCUGACAGCUAGUCGCAGUCUGCACCUUAGGGACGUCCAAGCUUGGGACGAUGCCCUGUAGAGUCUUGUUUACACUUGGUCACAGAUCUGUUUCGUAUUUUGAGUAUUGU
This is a messenger RNA of Guyanagaster necrorhizus, 1674 nucleotides long. RefSeq lists its product as uncharacterized. NCBI's taxonomy places the organism in Eukaryota, Fungi, Basidiomycota, Agaricomycetes, Agaricales, Physalacriaceae. The coding region runs from base 481 to 1479 and encodes 332 amino acids. The transcript is spliced from 9 exons. The record is from RefSeq and is a predicted model, not a curated record.